Molecule: messenger RNA, 1029 nt
Organism: Paramacrobiotus metropolitanus
Lineage: Eukaryota; Metazoa; Tardigrada; Eutardigrada; Parachela; Macrobiotidae
Exons: 2
Coding region: 94-786 (230 amino acids)
Cellular component (GO): extracellular region
Molecular function (GO): chitin binding
Source: RefSeq, a predicted model, not a curated record
CCGUCGAAAUUAUCGUCACACGCUCAAACAAACACAACCGGCAAUUUACAUUCCAUUACAAUAAUUUUUUUAUUUUUCCCUCGACUGUAAAGAAUGAAGCUGCUAGUAUUCCUUGCCCUGGUGACCUUUGCCAGUGCCCAGCAGAAGUAUGUCUGGGAUUAUCUCAAACCGGCACUAACGGCGGAUGAGGUGAUGAACAUCAUGACAUCCAGAGGCAACGAAUUCCCAAUGUACAACGGUAUCCCGCAGACUGGGUUUGAUUGCAACAGCAAAAAACAGCCGGGUUUCUAUGCUGACCCUGAGACCCAGUGCCAGGUGUUCCAUCGGUGCGAUUUGAACGGAAAUAUGACCAGUUAUAUCUGCGUGAAUUCCACCGUGUUCAACCAGGUCACUCUCGUGUGCGACUACUGGUUCAACGUCGACUGCAGCCGAUCGCAAGAACUAGAGAACUUCGCUAACUCCCGCCUGUACACCGACCAAGACCUCUUCGACACCCCACCGGCCGAUUACGUCAUCCCCGGAACCGCCGGUGCCGCAGCGGCCGCGCCCAUCCAAGCGCCCGGUGGUCAGCAGCAGCAGAAGAAACCAGCGGCAGCCGCUGCCGGUAAAGCUGGUGGUGCUAAAGCCGGCGGAACUGCCCAAAUCAGCAAUAAGAUGGGCACUCCGCAAGCCGGAGCCAACGCACAAGGCCAGAACACGCUGACGGUGGCCGUCGUCUCCCCACAAGCCGCGAACGCGGCGUCCCAGUCAGCUUCCAGCUCCGAUCAGCAGCAAGCUGCUCAGUAAAUUGCUAGUCAGUGUUUUUGUAGUUGACAAUGUUUGCCGGUUUUUGGCAAACGUCCCUGCCGGAUAUUGUCGCGGUGUUCUAUGAUUAACGCUAACCAAUGGAAAUGUCCUGGGGGCGAUUGUAGAGUUCGGUGGAUAGUUUAAUUUUCUCUCGAUGGGGUUUUCACGGGAAAUCUAAAGCAACUAAACACUGUGAUUUGUGAUUUCUGUAUUGUGCAGUAUAAAUAAUCUGCUAGUCAUGCA